Messenger RNA from Thamnophis elegans (Western terrestrial garter snake), 3400 nucleotides. It is a transcript of the gene PATZ1, whose product is annotated as POZ/BTB and AT hook containing zinc finger 1. Gene Ontology annotation, molecular function: protein binding. The record is from RefSeq and is a predicted model, not a curated record. The coding region runs from base 1 to 2232 and encodes 743 amino acids. NCBI's taxonomy places the organism in Eukaryota, Metazoa, Chordata, Lepidosauria, Squamata, Natricidae. Gene Ontology annotation, biological process: regulation of cytokine production; regulation of immune system process; negative regulation of transcription by RNA polymerase II. The transcript has 6 exons.
AUGGAGCGGGUGAACGAGGCGGCCGCCGCCGCCAGCAACCCUUGCGGCGCGACCCCGCCGAGCUGCUACACCUACCAGGUGAGCCGGCACAGCGCCGACCUGCUGCACAGCCUGAACCAGCAGCGCAAGAACGGCGGGCGCUUCUGCGACGUGCUGCUGCGCGUGGGCGACGAGAGCUUCCCGGCGCACCGGGCCGUGCUGGCCGCCUGCAGCGAGUACUUCGAGUCGGUCUUCAGCGCGCAGGGGCUGGGCGGCGAGGGCGCCGGGGCGCCGGAGGGGGGCGCCGGCGAGGCGGGGGGCGGCCCCGGUGGGGGGCCCGGUCCUGGCGGCGGCGGGGCACGCGAGCUGGAGAUGCACACUAUCAGCUCCAAGGUCUUCGGGGACAUCCUGGACUUCGCCUACACGUCGCGCAUCGUGGUGCGACUGGAGAGCUUCCCGGAGCUGAUGACGGCCGCCAAGUUCCUGCUGAUGCGCUCCGUGAUCGACAUCUGCCAGGAGGUCAUCAAGCAGUCCAACGUGCAGAUCCUGGUGCCGCCCGCCGCCCGCCCCGACGUCAUGCUCUUCCGCCCCGGCGCCGCAUCCGCCGCCGAGCUGGGCUUCCCGCUGGACAUGACCAACGGCGCCGGCCUGGCGCCCAACGGCAACGGGAUCGCCGGCAUGCCCGAGGACGAGGCCACGCGGGCGGUGCUCUCGGCCGCCGCCCAGGCCUCGCUGCCCGUGCUGCAGGGCGUGGACCGGCUGCCCAUGGUGGCCGGGCCCCUCUCGCCGCCCCUGCUGGCCUCGCCCUUCCAGAGCGUGGGCGGCGCCGGCCCCUCGCUGGGCAGCAAGCGCGGCCGGGGGCGCCCCCGCAAGGCCAACCUCCUGGACUCGGUGAUGUUCAGCGCCCCGGGAGGGCUCCGCGACGCCGGCAUCCUGCCCUGCGGCCUCUGCGGGAAGGUCUUCACUGACGCCAACCGGCUCCGGCAGCACGAAGCGCAGCACGGGGUGACCAGCCUGCAGCUGGGCUACAUCGACCUGCCCCCGCCGCGGCUGAGCGAGAACGGCCUGCCCGGCCUGGAGGACCCCGAGGCGCCCCGCAAGCGCAGCCGGACGAGGAAGCAGGUGGCCUGCGAGAUCUGCGGCAAGAUCUUCCGGGAUGUUUACCACCUGAACCGGCACAAGCUGUCCCAUUCCGGCGAGAAGCCCUACUCGUGCCCCGUCUGCGGCCUCCGCUUCAAGAGGAAAGACCGCAUGUCCUACCACGUCCGCUCCCAUGACGGUUCGGUGGGGAAGCCUUACAUUUGCCAGAGCUGUGGAAAAGGUUUCUCUAGGCCUGACCACCUGAAUGGGCAUAUCAAGCAGGUGCACACAUCAGAGAGGCCUCACAAAUGUCAGCAGGAAAAUUCCAGCUUCCAGGGGAUAAACUCAGAGACCUCUACAUCCAUAGAACAGUUGAAACUUCAAGAGACCUGCAACGCUUCCUUUGCCACCCGGGACCGGCUGCGCUCUCACCUGGCUUGCCACGAAGACAAAGUUCCCUGCCAGGUCUGCGGGAAGUACUUGCGGGCCGCGUACAUGGCGGAUCACUUGAAGAAACACAGCGAAGGACCAAGCAACUUCUGCACCAUCUGCAACAGAGGUUUCUCCUCUGCCUCCUACUUAAAGGUCCAUGUUAAAACCCACCACGGUGUUCCCCUUCCCCAGGUCUCCAGGCACCCGGAGCCCAUUCCGAAUGGGGGAGCGGCGUUCCACAGCGUCAGGACCUAUGGCAUCAAAGGCAAGCGACCCCUCCCCCGAUCUCGGCCUAGGACUCUGGUGUGUGUGGGGGGGACAGAAGGCCAGAAAUGCUCACAUUCGGACCAGAUUGAGAGUUCAGAUUCCUACGGAGACCUCUCUGACGCCAGCGACCUCAAGACGCCCGAAAAACAGAAUGCCAACGGUUCCUUCUCCUGUGACAUGGUGGUCACCAAAAACAAAUUGGAGUCAGAGGGGGAUAAGAAGUACCCCUGCCCCGAAUGUGGCAGCUUUUUCAGAUCCAAGUCCUAUCUCAACAAACACAUACAGAAAGUUCAUGUCCGCUCCUUGGGGGCCCCCCUGGGGGACUUGGCCUCUGCCUUGGGGUCCCCUUUUUCCCCCCAACAGAACAUGUCUCUCCUGGAGUCCUUUGGGUUUCAGAUUGUGCAGUCCGCAUUUGCCUCGUCUCUGGUGGAUCCAGAAGCUGACCAGCAACCGAUGGGGCCAGACGCUAAGUGAGGCGCCUUGGCUCUUAAGAAGCAGCAGCAGCAGUCAGUGUUUAUUUUCUAGAGAAGGUGGCUGUGAGGUGCAGUUUUAGAGUGGGGAGAGGUUGACUUAAAUUCCCUUGAGGUGCCCCCCUCCCCCUCUUUCUUUUUUCUCCAAGCCCUUCCCCGGAUGGAGACAGUUUUCAUCUAAGCAUCUGCAGAGUCCCUGUAGGAGGGUGGAGAUGGAGGGGAUGGGAGAUCUUGAGCAGAAGGCUGGCAGAGCCCUGGCUUGGAGAUCCUGUGAACAAAAGAGAUACCCCAAAGCUGGAUCCAGAAUUUGGAGAUGUCCCGCUUCAGCUGGCAAAGAGCCCGGCGCUCUGUCCUUCGGCCUUCCUCUCUGCUCAGGAUUCACAUCUUCUCAACCAUCACAUUCCCCCUCCCCUCCCUGUGGCACCCAGUAGUUAGCAUGGCUGUUUCCUUGGAAAAGAAAAUCCACGGGAGGCCAGCUUCUCAAAGCCAGCCAUCGUUUUCCUUUCAAGAAGACAGGGCAGUUGGCAAGAAGCAGAGAGAUGCCCCAAGGAGGAGAUGCUACCAGAUUCCUGAGCUGACCAGAAGGCUGUCUGAGACCCCCCGGCGGGCAUAGCAGUGGCUUCCCGGAGGACCUUGUGCAGGGACGCCUCAGUUGUGUGGUUGGCUUGUUUUUCUGACCCUCAAUACUCAGCCAUUGUUUCCUGUCUCUUUCUCUCUCUCUCUUAUAAUUAUGGUUAUUAUUAUUAUUACAUUUAUGAUUUUAGGACCUGUUGUAGUGAUUUGCUACUGAAAUGCCUUCCAGGGCAAUUAUACAGAAAGCUCUUAAAGCAGCAGUCAUGUUAGGAUAGGAUUAAUUUUUUUUAGAUGUAUCAUAAUUAAAACCUUGCCUAGUUGAUUGUUUUUAAGUCUACGGGAUAAUAUAGUUAUGCAAAGGGAAAGACAGUUGGGGGUGGGAGAAAUAAGCUUAAACUUUAAAAGAAGGUAAGAGGGCACUCUUGGUUGGUUGAUGCAUAAAGACCUCCAGAUGUUUAACAUUUUCAAUUAGAUGAUAAUGUUUUUUUGUACCACCAACCUCCUGUGCAAAUAAAUAGAGAGUUCACAGAGUGAUUUCAAAGCAGAAAAUAAUUAUUGGAUUGGACUGCAUUAAAGAAGUUAGAAUGUUACUUUUUAAA